AUGAAAGCGGACGCGUACGAGGAUCUUAGCAACCGCGAGAAGGAAGGCCCAUCUUUAGCUGAGGAGGAACUUAGGAAGCAAAAAAAGAGCGUUGCUGAGCAAGCCCUAAAACAACUAAAACCGCUCGAUGAUUCAAAUUUCUUCGUCGCAUAUCCCGACUUCAUCGCCGAACGUGACGAAAGGGGCGCGAGAUUCGGCUGGUGGCUCCUCAACGUAGAAGAUUAUUUCAAAAGUGCUGUUGAGACCUAU
Messenger RNA from Mesorhabditis belari, 249 nucleotides. Lineage: Eukaryota; Metazoa; Nematoda; Chromadorea; Rhabditida; Rhabditidae. The record is from the annotation of a GenBank genome assembly.